Molecule: messenger RNA, 1396 nt
Organism: Heterocephalus glaber (naked mole-rat)
Lineage: Eukaryota; Metazoa; Chordata; Mammalia; Rodentia; Bathyergidae
Gene: Il12a
Product: interleukin 12A
Biological process (GO): immune response
Cellular component (GO): extracellular region
Molecular function (GO): growth factor activity; interleukin-12 receptor binding
Source: RefSeq, a predicted model, not a curated record
GACUCUGAGCUGAUUUCGCUUUCGCUCAGACGCUGUGGGAGUCAGAGGGACGGUCCCGGAACUAGUGCAGCCGGGCACUCUGAGUUAAUCCGAAAGCGCCGCCAGCCCCGCGGCCCGGACGACCGCACGUGUCACUGAAAAGCUGAUGCAGUGGGAGACAGACAGAGAAAGCAAGAGCCCUCGUCCCGGGAAAGUCCUGCCGCGCCUCCAGGCAAUUAUAAAAAUGUGGCCCCCUGGAUCAGCUGCCAACGCCGCCUCACCUGCUGCGCCCACCGGCCUGCAUCCAACUGCCGCUCGGGGUCCGCACAGCCGGCUCAACAUGGGUCCUUCGCUCAGCUUCCUACUUUUGGCCACCAUUGUCCUCCCAGUCCAUCUCAGUUGGGCCAGGAGCCUCCCUAGGGCCACAACGGUCAGAGAAACGUUCCAGUGCCUUAACCACUCCCAAACCCUGCUGAGCGCAGUGAGCAGCACGCUUCAAAAGGCCAGACAAACCCUAGAAUUUUACUCCUGUACUCCUGAAGAGUUGGAUCAUGAAGAUAUCACAAAAGACAAAACCAGCACAGUGAAAGCCUGUGUGCCACUGGAACUAGUCAAGAAUGAGAGCUGCCUGGCUUCUGGACAUACUUCUUUCAUAACUAAUGGGAGUUGCCUGACUUCCAGAAAGACCUCGUUUUUGAUGACCCUGUGCCUUAAUAGUAUCUAUGAGGACUUGAAACUGUACCAGCUGGAGUUCAAGGCCAUGAAUGCAAAGCUUUUGAUGGAUCCUAACAGGCAGAUCUUUCUAGAUCAAAACAUGCUUUCAGCUAUUGAUGAGUUGAUGCAGGCCCUGAAUGUCAACAGUGAGACUGUGCCACAAAAACCUUCCUCUGAAGAACCAGAUUUUUAUAAAACUAAAAUCAAGCUCUGCAUACUUCUUCAUGCUUUCAGAAUUCGUGCAGUCACUAUCGACAGAAUGAUGAGUUAUCUGAAUUCUUCCUAAAAGGCUGAGGGCUUUCCCAACCUCAGUGUCACUUUUAUAAAAUUUGACCCAAAGAAAUUUUAAUAAGCUGGGGUUAGGAACUGGGGAGGCAGAGGGGGACACCUGGUCAUACUUACACUCCUACAAGAGUCCUCUAGCUUCUGUUACAUUAGUGUACCCUCAUUUGAAAGGUGGUGGUACUAUGUCCACACAAACCCUUUAAUCAAGCGACUUUCACAUUUAUACUUUAUUACUAAUAAGUAUUUUUUAAGUUUUUAUGAGCAAAUUGCUAGCAAGGGAAAAUGUCCUCCCUGAAUUUCUUUCUCUUUAAUAGAAGAACAAGAAUUGAUAAGCUAUUUCUCUACCAGUGUUCAGAGAAACACUCAUGCAUCAUUUAUUUAAAAUAUUUAUUGAUAUAUUUUUAUUCAUAAAAUUAUA